This is a messenger RNA of Peromyscus californicus insignis, 5876 nucleotides long. It is a transcript of the gene Tead4, whose product is annotated as TEA domain transcription factor 4. Gene Ontology annotation, molecular function: RNA polymerase II cis-regulatory region sequence-specific DNA binding; DNA-binding transcription factor activity, RNA polymerase II-specific. The record is from RefSeq and is a predicted model, not a curated record. Gene Ontology annotation, cellular component: transcription regulator complex. Lineage: Eukaryota; Metazoa; Chordata; Mammalia; Rodentia; Cricetidae. The transcript has 13 exons. Gene Ontology annotation, biological process: regulation of transcription by RNA polymerase II; embryonic organ development; hippo signaling. The coding region runs from base 1 to 1836 and encodes 611 amino acids.
AUGGCGACGCUGUCCUGUAUCCUGGGUCCCCAGUCAGUUCCAGCUCUCUGUGAACCCCUGCGGAGACCCUAUAUCCUUAUUAUUCUCGCAGCAUCCGAGCGGGAAAUCGGUAGAUCAGAGCCUAGGCGAGUAGGCGCGAGCCGCAGAGGCGCCGAGGGACCCCGGGUUUUCUGGGCUGUGCCUGGUCCCGUGCUUGCCCGCGGUCCCCUGGGCUCCGCCCCGCCGCGCAGCCCGGCCCCUCUCCGGCCGGGUCUCCUCCCCGAGGUGAGGGUGGCAGCGCCACUCCCUCCGCUCCCUCCCCAGCCGCGCGCGUCUCAUUCCAGCGCCCAUUCCGCGCAUUCCUGCCGGGCUCCUUUGCAAACUCCGGCCCCGGGGGUGGGGACCGCCGCAGCUCCGCGCCCCGGCCCCGCAGCCGUCGCCGCGGCUGGAAGACUCGGCGCCCCGCGCGGACCUGCUGCAGCCGGCCGAGCGCUCCCACCCCGCCUCCCGCACUCUGGGAUCGGUCUAACGGGCGCUCCUCCAAGCCGAGCCUUGGAGGGCAAGGCCGGCACCAUUACCUCCAACGAGUGGAGCUCUCCCGACUCCCCCGAGGGGAGCAGCAUCUCUGGGGGCAGCCAGGCACUGGACAAGCCCAUCGACAAUGAUGCAGAGGGUGUGUGGAGUCCAGAUAUUGAGAAAAGCUUCCAGGAGGCAAUGGCCAUUUACCCACCCUGUGGCCGCCGCAAAAUCAUCCUGUCGGACGAAGGCAAGAUGUACGGUCGGAAUGAGCUGAUCGCACGCUACAUCAAGCUCCGCACAGGGAAGACCCGCACCAGGAAGCAGGUCUCCAGCCACAUCCAGGUGCUUGCCCGUCGAAAAGCCCGGGAGAUCCAGGCCAAACUCAAGGACCAGGCAGCUAAGAACAAGGCCCUGCAGAGCAUGGCUGCCAUGUCGUCCGCCCAGAUCGUCUCCGCCACAGCCUUCCACAGUAAAAUGGCUCUUGCCCGGGGCCCUGGCUACCCAGCAAUCUCAGGGUUUUGGCAAGGAGCUUUGCCAGGCCAACCUGGAACGUCCCAUGAUGUGAAACCUUUCUCCCAAAACGCCUACACCGUUCAGCCUCCACUGCCUCUGCCAGGCUUUGAGUCUCCUGCAGGACCUACCCCAUCGCCCUCUGCACCGCCAGUUUCCCCGUGGCAAGGCCGCAGUGUGGCCAGCUCCAAGCUCUGGAUGUUGGAGUUCUCCGCCUUCCUGGAGCGCCAGCAAGAUCCUGACACGUACAACAAGCACCUGUUUGUGCACAUCAGCCAGUCGAGCCCAAGCUACAGUGACCCCUACCUCGAAGCCGUGGACAUCCGCCAGAUCUAUGACAAAUUCCCCGAGAAGAAGGGCGGCCUCAAGGAGCUAUUUGAUCGGGGGCCCUCUAACGCCUUCUUCCUUGUGAAGUUCUGGGCAGACCUCAAUACCAACAUCGAUGAUGAGGGCCGCACCUUCUAUGGGGUCUCCAGCCAGUACGAGAGCCUGGAGAACAUGAUCAUUACCUGUUCUACUAAGGUCUGCUCCUUUGGCAAGCAAGUGGUGGAGAAAGUUGAGACAGAGUAUGCUCGCUAUGACAAUGGCCGCUAUCUGUACCGCAUCCACCGGUCGCCGCUCUGUGAGUACAUGAUCAACUUUAUCCACAAGCUGAAGCACUUACCUGAGAAGUAUAUGAUGAACAGCGUGCUGGAGAACUUCACCAUCCUGCAGGUGAUCACCAAUCGAGACACACAGGAGACCUUGCUGUGUAUUGCAUAUGUCUUCGAAGUGUCGGCCAGUGAACACGGGGCUCAGCACCACAUCUACCGGCUCGUGAAAGAAUGAGAGACUUGGAGAACGAUGGUGGGGGACAAAUCCAGGACAUGGGGACCUGGGAGGGAACCUUCAGGGAUGGCCCCCGGAAGUGCCGAGAGAGCUGAGCAGAGGAGAAAACUGCCUGAUCUUGCAGUGCCCAACCCCCAAUAAACCCAAGGUGUCGAGUGUUUUCAGAGGAGCUGGUCUGGCUGUAUGAGCCCAGAAGGGCAGGGGAGAAGGGGGCACCAGGAAGCAAGCUGGAAGCAAGCCCAGAGAUGCCUCCGGAUGGUCCAGGAGCCAGAACCCCAGUGGACUCAGCCAGGCCCUUAUCACCAGACACCAAAGCUCAAGACCCAGUGGUCCCUUCUCAGCUGCCGGAACAUUCUGCUUUGGUCACACUAGUGGCCCGAGGACAGAUGGCAUGUGGGUCACACAGCCAGAGACGCUGUGUAUGACCAAGUGUGCACUGUCAGCCUGGCCACGACUGCCUGAGGAUAGCUGCAGCAGAGGGCUCCACCCCUGCAAACAGGGCUGGAUUUAGAUGUGGCUGCAACAAAGUCAUUGGCUGGAGACUGGGUAAGAGUUACUCAGGUGGCCCUGCAGUGGCCCUGCAGGGGGCGGUGGCUCCAGACAAGGCUCGGAGGUAGGGAGUCCUGCUUCAGGGCCAGCGUGGGCGCUGCUUGGCCCUGUCAGGCUCCUCAGCUUCUCUAUUAGUGCCCUUUCCACUCUGCUCAGCGCUGGUGAGGAGAGGAUGUCUGUAAAGUACCUGGGUCAUGCUGGGCGGUGGUGGUGCACGCCUUUAAUCCAGCACCUGGGAGGCAGAGGCUGGCGGAUCUUUGAGUUCCAGGACAGCCAGGGCUACACAGAGAAACCUUGUCUUGACAAACAAAACAAACAAAAAAAGUAGCUGGAUACUGUGCCAGUUAAAUGAUCUGGCCCUCAGCCCCAGCCCCUUGCUUCCCUCCCUCCGGAAGGCUUGGAUCUGGCUCUCUGCUGCCCUCUCAAGGCUUUCUGGUGUCUGCUGCCCCAAGUGGAGCCUCAGGAAGAAAGAUUGAACCUGGGCGUGUUUGUGUGUGCCCAGAACUCAGGGAUGUAUCUGUGGUGGCGCAGAAAUGGGCAGGACAGUGUUGAGGGGAUGCUACAGAGGUGAGAAACGAGGGCUCUGGAAUCAGUCUAACCUGACUUUGAUGUGCAGCCUCUGAUGUGUUAAUGUCAUGGUGCCUCAGUUUUCCCAUCUGUAAAAUGGGUAUAACACUCACCUACCUCGUGUAUGAACGGUGCCACAUAUAGUGCUGAGCACACCCACAUGUUCAAUAAAUAUGCAUCGGUACUAACCGUGGGAGCUUUCAGCUCUAGCUGAGGAGCCAGACUCGGGAGCUAUGCACUGGGGUGGGGGGUGAUCCUACAGCAACUGCCCUUCAGAUAGGGGGGAUCCAGGGGUCUCAGGGAAGAAAUAGGCCUUGAGGGAACAAGUUCUGAGAGGAGGAUGGCUAAUAUUUAUUGAUGCUAUUUCUGUGGGGAUUUUUGGUGCUGGAAUGGACCCCGGGGCUUGGCACAGGCUGAGUUACUGUGCCAGAAGUAUGCAUACAGCAUAGGGAAGGAGGAGUCUGGCUGCAUCUCAGAUGAGGAAUACAGACAAGUCACCCAGUCUUUCUGUAGCCCCCAAAUUCCCUCUCCUUAACUGGAAGCAAUUUAACCCAUCCCUCCCCACCACGUUAGGACGGUGGCUACGGACCUGCUUCCUACUGCACUGUGUAGAGAUCCUGCUGUCAAAGGGGGUCAAGGGUCCCAGAAAGACUGCUGCAUCCCCGGCCCUGUGACGAGGAUUCACCCCUCUGUGUAUGUGCAGGCCUGUGUUUGCAGCUCCCUCAAAUUUUAGCCCAGGCCCUCUCCCCCUGUGUAUGCUGCCUGGGAGCAGCAUUCUUGGAAAGCCUCAGCCUCAGACACUUCAGACUUUUAACCCUUUCCUGUGCGAAGCAGGUCAGUCCAGAUGUCGGGUCCCGGUGUGGAUCCUAAGCUUUUCCUGUGCGAACUGACCUCAGUGGCCUCACGGAGACUCACCACAGAAGACAGUAGUCUUAGCUGCCUCUCCUCUCGACUCAGUGUGGCACUGGACUAGGGCGCCUCCACCCCACAAUGAUACUGGGCUGGCGCCAUGUUUUUUUCUUUUUGUAGAUGAGCUCACCCUCUCUGGUCUGGCUAAUAUUUCCAGUGAUCCUCCUGCCUCAGUUUCCUGAGGAGCUAGGACUACGGGUGCUCACCACUGUGCCCAGCAGUCCUAUUUUGAAGAUUAAGGAAGUAAGGCCCAGAGAGCUUAAGGAAGUUGCUUGGGUUGUUGGUGUAUUUUUUUUUCUUUUGCUUUGUGAGUAGUUGUUUAAUUUCUGAGAUGUGGCAGGCCCCGGGAAUGUGUCCAUGAGCAAGACAGCCAGGGUGGCUAUGAGCUUACUUUGGACUAAGGAAGGGGUGACUGGAGGUGAGUUAAGGAGACUUGUAGGCAGUGGGAAAUGCUGUGGAGAAAAGGGCACCAAGGUUAGCGUCACUUUAGGGGAGGCUGCUGAGGCCCAGAAUCUGCACUAACUCUUGAACUACGCACAAGUGGAUCCGAAGGAACAUUCCAAGGGAGAAUGGAGAGUCCUGGAGACAGGGAGGGGAUGGGUGUGCCCUGGGGGUAUGUUGAGCAACAGAAGUUGGACAUACCUCCGGCCAGCAUGGCAGGUAGAAAGGCAGGUGGUUCAGUCUUUCGUGUCCCCUGCACUCCCUGUGCAGAUGUGGACUUUGGAGUUCGCUCAGGGUGGUAGCAAGGCCUGGAGGUGUUAAGCAAGGGAGUACAUUCCUUUGAUGCUAUUUUUAGAGAACUGCCCUAGAGCUGUUGGAGUCUAGAGAGGAGCAAGUGUGGUGGUUCUUGAACCCAUCCAGCACGUUCCCCCAGGCAUUUGGGGGUGGAAACUUUGUUUUCUGGGUAUGUUCUACUUGGCAGCCAUGUGAGAGGCAAGGGAGAGUGGACCAGACAGGGAUACCCAUGUCACCAGGCCUUCGAGAUGACGAAGGGUCCCCAAGUCCUGGGAACAGAGAGCCCUCUACCCUGGGAGUAAAAACCCUCCUGGUGUUACCUAGUUAGCAGGAAAUGUUGGAAAAGUGGUGGUAGGGACAGGUGAAGGGCUUUCUGCCUCACAGGGUCUGACACUAACAGAGUAGAUUAUACCAACAGCGUCAGAGGAAUGGAAAGAACGUGUCCCAACCAGAAAAACAAACACAAGCACAAAACCAAAAACCCAAUAAUUAAAAAUAAAGAAAACAUAAAGAAGCCCACAAACCCCACCCCACCCCCAUGCAUAAAAGGAACUAAUGUGUUUGUGUGUACAAGUAGUGGUGUCGUAGACCUACAGGUGAAGGGGCCUGAGGUGUGGUCUUAUAUCUCUGGUCUGUGGUGCACCCGUCCUUUGCCAGGCUGGGGGUUGAACGCAGAAGGGCUAAGGGUAGGCUGUGACGGGAGGGAGCUUCCUGAGACCUUGGCUACCCAGGCAGAGAACAGAGACAACAGAACAAUGUAGGCUUCUCUCAGGGGUUCUGCCCAGUGGCCACCUGCAUCUGACCCCUGCUGAAAACCCAUUUUCUUUCUUAGAGCUGUGGUAACAGGGGGCAGUGGCACCUUGGAUAACUUGUGAUCUUACAGAUCAGAAAGAAAAUUACCUUUUCCUCAAAGACUUGACUCUAUAUAGAGAAUGUAGUUAACUAAUAUGCCCAGCCAGGUGCCGGGGUGCAUACUUUUAUUCUCCGCUCCAACACACACUCAGGAGGAAAUUGAGGCCAGCAUGAACUACACAGUGAAACCUGAUCUCUGAAAUAAAAAUUCUCUAAAAAUGUCUGAACUCGGCUUUUGUAUAUAUAUUCGUGAGUAAGAAAGGGCACAGAUGGGUGCGGGCCUUUCUAAUGAGGCAGAGCCCAGACAGUGGAAAUGAUGUUUUUUACUCUCACAGAUGUCUGAUAUUCAACUUUAAGGCUUUUGUAUUUUUUUCUAUGUAAACCCCCUUCAUCUCUUCAAAUCUUCAGUAAAGUCUGCUACAAACACA